Messenger RNA from Pestalotiopsis fici W106-1, 1221 nucleotides. RefSeq lists its product as uncharacterized. Gene Ontology annotation, molecular function: tRNA methyltransferase activity; S-adenosylmethionine-dependent methyltransferase activity. Gene Ontology annotation, biological process: wybutosine biosynthetic process; tRNA methylation. The record is from RefSeq and is a predicted model, not a curated record. The coding region runs from base 1 to 1221 and encodes 406 amino acids. Gene Ontology annotation, cellular component: cytoplasm. The transcript has a single exon. NCBI's taxonomy places the organism in Eukaryota, Fungi, Ascomycota, Sordariomycetes, Amphisphaeriales, Sporocadaceae.
AUGACUACAGCACAAGCACCACCAUCAAAGAGACCCCAGAAGCCCAAGCCACCCAAUGCCAUUGAGUCGGCGUUGAAAUCAUGGUUCGCCUCUUUGCCGUCCGAACUGCUCUCAAACCAUGAUAUCCCAGAGUUAAUCCUCAGGGCUCCCAAACGAUGGGUUGUCUAUGAGCCCAUGGUCCUGCUGCCGGCGGGUUCAUUUUAUUGCAGUCCAUGGCCGGAUCUUUUGCGCUCGGUGCCCGAGUCGCAGAUGGAAACUCUGUGGACGUCGAUACUAGACCAGGUUUCCAAGACUUGCAAGUCACGGCUCACGCACUUGGCUGCCAAUGAAGGCAUUCCGCUUCACGGCGACGACGGUGCGGAAGAGAACGUCCUCCGGAGCCCCAGCGGACUGAGGAUCCUGUAUGGAGAUUUUGGUCCUGCCGCCGUCCUCCGACCCGACGGGGGGCCCACGGCGCAGGAAUUCAAAGACGCCUUUUGGGUAUCCACGAAGCAGAAUGGCAUCUAUCAGACUUGGGCACCAAGGUGGACCAUGUUCAGCCGCGGCAACGUAAAGGAGAAGGCCCGGCUCUUGGACUUUCAUUCUUCGGUGUCAUCGACGCAGGGCCUCGAGCACAGGAAGAUGGACAAGCGAGAACUCAAAGGCAAGUGGGCAGUUGAUCUUUACGCUGGGAUUGGCUACUUUGUCUUUUCGUACGCAAAGCUCGGAAUGCGCGUCAUCUGCUGGGAGCUGAACCCGUGGAGCGUCGAGGGUCUGAGAAGGGGCGCCAUUGAGAACGGGUGGAACGUUCGUGUUCUCUCAGCCCCAGAGCGAUCCUCGAUCAGCAUGCACGACAUGAUAGAAGGGGGGGAGGACAUGAUCGUGUUCCUGGACACCAACGAGGCAGCCUUACCCUGCUUGACAGAAAUCAAGAACACGGGCACUCUGCUGGAUAUCAGACAUGUCAACGGCGGCUUCCUUCCUACCAGCGAACCCAUCUGGAAAGAUGCAUUUGAGAUGACCCGCGGGUUGGAUGGAGCGUGGUUGCAUUUGCAUGAGAACGUGGGCGUCCAUGAUAUCGAAAAGAGAAAGAGUGAUAUUCAAGAUCUGUUCAAAGGGUUAUGUCCAGAUCAUUCGACCCAAUCAAGGGUGGAACACGUUGAGCUGGUCAAGACAUUUGCGCCUGGGGUUUGGCAUUGCGUCUUUGAUGUAUAUAUUACGUCGGUCAAUGAUAUUAAGUAG